GCUCACAAGCCUCUGAUGGAGGAGGUGGCCAUGUUGUAGCGACGGAUAGAGAAUCUGAGCGGGAUCACUAUCCGAGACGUCCGGCUCUGAACCGGCCCUGUGAACCGCACCAUCCUCCGGGACCGUCCGUGCUGCUCCCCGUCACUGCCGGGCUACAGACGACACCAUGAGCGGCGGGACGCCGUACCUGGGCAGCAAGAUCAGCCUGAUCUCGAAGGCCGCGAUCCGCUAUGAGGGGAUCCUGUACACCAUCGACACCGAGAACUCCACCGUGGCUCUGGCUAAAGUUCGUUCCUUCGGGACAGAGGACCGGCCCACAGACAGACCCAUCCCUCCUCGAGACGACACCUUCGAGUACAUCAUCUUCAGAGGCAGCGACAUCAAGGACCUGACUGUGUGCGAGCCGCCCAAACAAACCAGUUCCCUCCCACAGGACCCGGCCAUCGUCCAGUCGUCCCUGGGCUCCAGCUCCUCGUCCUCUGCUUCCGCCGCCCCGACCCCGUUCCAAGCAGCUGGUUCCUAUGGACUCUUCAAUCGGGCCCCAGCUCCUACCUACAACCAGUUCAGCACCAGCCCCCUGGUUUCCCCUCAGUUUGGACCUGUUGGUGUCGGCCGCAACAGCCCCACCCUGGACCCUUUGAGGAAGAGCCCCACCUUAGAGCAGGUGAUCCAGGCUGCUCCGUCGGCCCCGAGCGCCUCCACCAUCGCUCCGGCUCCUGGCCUGGGACGCAGGAGCCCCCCCCACCCUCGCACGACUCCCCUCACCGCCGGGCAGAUCGGUCAGAAGGUCCAGCACCAGGAUGGCGUCGACCCAAGGAGGCAUGAGACGGUCAGAGGAGGCCGCGGCAGCCAGGGCUGGUCUGCGCCCAGAACCAUCUCCGCCUCUCACAUCGCUGCUGUAGAUAGGGCGCCCCCUGCAGGCCUGACCCACUCUGCAGGCCUGACCCACUCUGCCUUUAGCCACUCAGCACCUGCCGGAGCACCGGCUGCCCGCCGCGGGCGAGGAGGCGGGCACCGUGGCAGAGGGCGCUUCAAUGUUCGCCGGGACGGACCCAUGAAGUUUGAGAAAGACUUUGACUUUGAGAGCGCCAACGCCCAGUUCAACAAGGAGGAGAUCGACCGAGAGUUCCAGAGCAAACUGAAGCUGAAAGAUGAGAAGACGGAGAAGCCAGAGAAGACGGUGAACGGCGAGGACAAAGGCGAAUCCGGCGUGGAGACUCAGAACAACGAGGUCAACGCUGAUGAGGAGGGCGAGACGCUCGGGCCCAACUGCUACUACGACAAGUCCAAGUCCUUCUUCGACAACAUCUCGUGUGACGACAGCAGGAAAGCAAACGACAAGACUGGAGGCUCCGUGUUCCCACGGGAGCGGAGGCAGACCUGGGCGGAGGAGAGGCGAAUGAAUGCUGAAACGUUUGGUAUCCCUCUGCGUCGCGGUCGCGGAGGUUACCGUGGACGAGGCGGGAUGGGUUUCCGUGGGGGGCGGGGGCGUCCUGUGAGCCGAGGGUCCUUCGGGCCCCCACAGGGGGGCGGCGGCGGCUUCAGGGGAGGAUACAGAGGAAACCAGGCGGGCCGGGAGUUCGCCGACCUGUCAGCAUACAGGAAGGAAAACAAAGUGUCUGCGUAGUCUCUGUGGACGAAGCUUCUGCUCUGAGGUGGAACACUUGAAGAUUGUCUACUACUUGUAUAUUUGUCACCAGCACUGGGGUCGACUGCUCCAAAGCAACUUAACUCCGAAUCUCUCAAAGGUGGAAACGGCUACGAUGCAGUUUAUCACCGAAACCAUCGAUUCACAAACUCAAGAUUCGUUCAAAAAUGUCCUGAAAUAAUAAUAUUCACGUUUCCGAUGAUGGUUUUGUUUUGGAUACAUUUUCUGCCCCUGAACCUGUAUUUGAUCAUUUGUGGUCCAGUGUGGUCACAUGACUUCCUGUGACUCUCACGUAUGUAGCUUUAUUCUGUGAGUCAAGCACCAGGUCUCGGCUCUCGGACGUGUUUUUCUACCGUGUUCUUCGCGUCUCUUCGCCGCAGUGCUCGUGACUUUCGCCUGAAAUCUUUUCCGCCUUCACCUGCGUCUUCUUGUUCCGUCGAUCAUAAGAAGUUGACUUCUCUGUUUGACGCCACUGACGAGCUGAAAGUUAAAUAAUCUGUAAUUUUCACAGUCGGUCGAUCGUCAAUAAACAAGAGGUUCACAUGUGAAGCUGUAAAUUGAUUCGCUCCAGUUCUCCUUUCACGUUGCUGCUGCGUCAAGGAAUGAAAUCUGUGUUUACACUGAUCCCAUCAGUGAAAUACCAAAUGAUUGAUCACCAGGAAAUAACUUUCAAGCUAAAACAGUGAAAAAUCCUCUUAUCACAAGAUUUCCUAUUUUUCUGUUACAAAAUGAAAUAUUCUGUGGUUUGUGAAUUUUUUACAGAUUAAAUGAUGUUUUGAUUCAUUGAAACAUAAUCAACAAAGAAUAUUGAUUAAUAUACAUUAUUUCUUUUUAAUUCUGCAUUUAAUGUGUCAUAAAGCAGACAAACGUGUAUUCAUAUUUAAAGUCAAGUCACUUCACACAAAUGUACAACAGACAAUGUGUUUUUCUACUUUUUCUAGAUCUAAAGUAAGAAAAUAACAGAACUGUCCCAAAAAGAGUGGAAGUUGUGUUUUGGAUUUCUUGUUCCAGCUGAAAAAACCUUCAUGCUUGUUAUCGAUGUAUUUUUCUUUCUGACACAUUGAAUGUAGAAAUAUAUGAAGACAGACUAACACUUCCCCAUUAAACCAUUGGCAUCUCUGUAACCAUAGAACGGUCUGGUCUGCGGCGUGAUGUCACGGCGAGUGUAGCAAAAGUUUCUGAACAACAUUCAUGAUUUUCAUUUCUGAGUAAACGAAGGAUGAACGGAGAUGGACACGAGGUCAUGGUAACUGACUCCUCCCACACAACAGGAUUAAAACAUGUACGUUGUUCUUUAAAGACAAAUAUUGUUUAAAAUGUAUAAUGUUCUUUUGUUUUAUUGUUCCUGUGAAAAGUAAAUUUACCUUUAAUGACGUCACCGCUCAGGAAACAGCUGGGGACUUUUAUUCUGAUAUGUUGAGGUGGAGUUGAAUCUGUUUCCUGUCGCAGAAGUUUCUCCUUCACAUUAAAGCUCUUAAAAAGA
Molecule: messenger RNA, 3131 nt
Organism: Pleuronectes platessa (European plaice)
Lineage: Eukaryota; Metazoa; Chordata; Actinopteri; Pleuronectiformes; Pleuronectidae
Gene: lsm14aa
Product: LSM14A mRNA processing body assembly factor a
Exons: 9
Coding region: 167-1627 (486 amino acids)
Biological process (GO): cytoplasmic stress granule assembly; P-body assembly
Cellular component (GO): P-body
Molecular function (GO): mRNA binding
Source: RefSeq, a predicted model, not a curated record